Cajanus cajan (pigeon pea) is the source of this 1460-nucleotide messenger RNA. Its product is annotated as dof zinc finger protein DOF1.7. NCBI's taxonomy places the organism in Eukaryota, Viridiplantae, Streptophyta, Magnoliopsida, Fabales, Fabaceae. Gene Ontology annotation, molecular function: DNA-binding transcription factor activity; DNA binding. The record is from RefSeq and is a predicted model, not a curated record. Gene Ontology annotation, biological process: regulation of DNA-templated transcription.
AAAAAAUAUAUAGUGGAGUAUUAAGUCAUAGUUUGGUUAAGUGAUUAAUGGGAAUACAGGUAAAGAUUGAAGGGUUGGAGCAGUGAGCAGAAUAGAGAGGAGUGUGAGAGAAGAGAAGUAGAGAAGGGAAGGGAAGGGAAGGAAGGGGCAUUUUCUCUUUCUAUUUGAAGGCUGCGGACUGUGCUAGUCAUCUCCAUUCUCCAAACAAACAUCGAUUUUCUCGAAUCUUGUUUGCCAUCUCCAGUUUCCUCCAUCCACAAACCAACUUUCAACUUAUCCAUCACACCAUAUUAGAUUAGAUCUCCACGCACGCUGACAAAAACUGCUUCAAAACCCAACAAGUUAGUCCCUUUUAGGAACAGGAGAAUGCAGGAUCCAACGUUGUUCCAGCCCAUCAAACCCCACUUUCCCGAACAAGAACAACUCAAGUGCCCGCGUUGUGAUUCCACCAACACCAAAUUCUGCUACUACAACAACUACAACCUCUCUCAGCCACGCCAUUUUUGCAAGAACUGCAGAAGGUAUUGGACCAAAGGUGGUGCCUUGAGAAACAUCCCCGUGGGGGGUGGAAGCAGAAAGAACACAAAACGAUCAUCAAAUAACGCCAAACGCCCUGCACCAUCACCCUCACCCUCCUCUGCACCCGUCUCAGAACCCGACCCGACCCGGAAUCACCCCAACCCGGUGGAUCAGAGCACAAGGAUGCUUAGUGUUGGUGGGAGUUUCAGUUCCCUUUUGGCAUCAAGUGGCCACUUGGGGAACCUCUUGGAGGGUCUCAAUUCAAGUGGGUCGAGUCUAAAAAUUGUGCAAAUGGAAGAGUUUGGGGAGAAUGUUUCGGGUCAAGUGGUGGAUCCGGGUUCGGGUCGGAAUCCUGGGUUGGAUAUGCAAAGUGAUGGCGCUGCAGAGAGUUUUCUGAGUAUGCAAAAUGGUGACACAAGCUGUUGGAAUGGGACUAAUGGGUGGUCUAACCUUGCUAUUUACACUCCUGGCUCAAGCUUUCAGUGAUGAAAAAAUCAAUUGAAUCUUUUUGGCUGAAUCUGGCUUUUACUACUUACAAUGCUACACUUUGCCAUGCUGAUCUGUAUAUGUAGACAUGUUGUGAAAAGGGUUACUUAUAUUAUAUAUAUAACUAGGUUAAGCUUAAGCCUGUUGAAUGUUGGUAUAUGAUAUAUCAUAUAUGUGGUUAUAGGGAGGAUCACAAACCAGAAGAAGGCCACUCAAUAGGAUCAAUUAGGUAAAGUCUUUUCUUUUCUUCUGUUUCGGGUUUUUAUGCUUUUAUGAUGAAUGAUGGAAGAGACAAGGAAAGCUUGUCAUUUUUUAUGGCCGAGUAUGGAGAGAGAUGAAUGUUGUUGUAGUGAGGUUGUUUUGUUUUCAAUCUCAUCAUCACGUAGAGGAAGUGUUGCCAUGGCUUGGAGAUAUUCUAAUUUAUUUAAUCUAUCUAUCUAUGUAUGUAUUUCACA